Messenger RNA from Trematosphaeria pertusa, 1083 nucleotides. RefSeq names its product ras-related GTP-binding protein-like protein A. Gene Ontology annotation, cellular component: nucleus; Gtr1-Gtr2 GTPase complex; fungal-type vacuole membrane. Lineage: Eukaryota; Fungi; Ascomycota; Dothideomycetes; Pleosporales; Trematosphaeriaceae. The record is from RefSeq and is a predicted model, not a curated record. The transcript is spliced from 3 exons. Gene Ontology annotation, biological process: regulation of autophagy; cellular response to amino acid stimulus; positive regulation of TOR signaling. The coding region runs from base 1 to 1083 and encodes 360 amino acids. Gene Ontology annotation, molecular function: GTP binding; GTPase activity.
AUGAAUACGGGGAAGAGACAGAAGCAGCGGAAGGUGCUGCUCAUGGGGAAGAGCGGAGCGGGCAAGUCGUCGAUGCGGUCCAUCGUCUUCAGCAAUUACGUUGCGAAAGAUGUGCGGCGGCUCGGCGCGACCAUCGAUGUCGAGCACAGCAACAUCAAGUUCAUGGGGAAUUUGAUGCUGAACUUGUGGGAUUGCGGAGGACAAGACGGCUUCGUCGAGAACUACCUCACCCACCAGCGCGCCCACGUCUUCGGCAGCGUCGCCGUCCUCAUCUUCGUCUUCGACAUCGAAUCGCGCGAAUUCCAAGCCGACGUCAUCUCCUACAGCAACAUCAUCCGCGCGCUGGAAGAGUGCUCGCCCACCGCCAAAGUCUUCGUGCUGAUCCACAAAAUGGACCUCGUGCAAGCCCGAUUACGCGUCCAGCUCUUCGAAGAGCGCACAGAGUAUAUACGCACCGCGAGCGAGGGCUUCAGGGAUAGCGUUGAGUUCUUUCCGACGAGCAUCUGGGAUCAGAGUUUGUAUAAGGCCUGGACGCAGAUUAUUUACUUCUUGAUCCCGAAUGCGCGGAGUAUUGAGGGGCUGCUGCAGCAGCUGGCGGAGGUUAUUGAUGCGCGGGAGCUGAUACUAUACGAGAGGACGACGUGCUUGAUGGUCACGCACGUUACGAGAGGACUGGAGACGAACAACCCGUUUACUGAUCGGUUCGAGCGCAUCUCGAGCAUCCUCAAGACGCACAAGCAGUCUAUGGCUAAACACACCGGUAUCCCCGCCGGCAGCGCAAACUUCGCCGAAAUGCAGAUCAAAACCGGCCGCUUCAUGUUCUUCAUCACGCGUCUCACCGAAAACACCAACCUCGCUGCCUCAAUCCCGCCCUCGGAGCAAGUCUUCAACGCUGCCCGCGUAAACAUACUGUUAGUCAGACCAAAGUUCGCUGAGCUGGAUAUCGCGAGCAAGCCUCGGCCAGGCAUCCAGCAGGCGUUCGCGCAUUCCGCGGAGAGCGAGCGGUGGGAGACGAAAGAGCAAGAAGACUCGAGCAAGGGUAAAGGGAAGGAGCCGGCGCACCCCGGCGGGUUUGACGGGUAG